Molecule: messenger RNA, 2803 nt
Organism: Vespula vulgaris
Lineage: Eukaryota; Metazoa; Arthropoda; Insecta; Hymenoptera; Vespidae
Product: lysoplasmalogenase-like protein TMEM86A
Exons: 6
Coding region: 371-1096 (241 amino acids)
Cellular component (GO): membrane
Source: RefSeq, a predicted model, not a curated record
AGUGAAUAUUAAAAACAUAGAUGAGAAAAAUAUGUAGGAUUAACGCGGUAUCAUCCGGCGAUUCACGAUGGAACGUGCCAUAAUGGACUUGCAUCGGUUUAAUCUUGACGAUAUGUUCGAUCAGUGUGACGUUCGUAAUGCCGUUAAUACGGUUAGGAGAGGACACAAUGAAUGCCAUUAGAUAAUAUCGUUAUGUUGGGCAGUACUGGAUACGAUCAAUUGAUAGCCUGUGUUCGACAGUGUUCUUCGCAUAGCGCGCUGGGAAGCGUCUUAUACGCUGCUAGCAGACGACAUAUGCUUUGGAUAUCAUUGACACAAAAACAUAUUUGACAAUCUUUCAAUAAUUAUAUUAGUGAUUGGUUCCUGCGAAAUGUCAUCGCCAACACAAGUGAUAAAAAGUGUUGGCCCAAAAUUAGUUCCAUUUUUUAAAAGUGUGUCUGUAUAUUUUGUACUAUUAGCAGAGCAGCCGUCUUUAUUAACAGCAUGUUUCAAAUGUUUGCCAAUAAUAAGUCUUAUCGUCUUUGUGUUGUUACAUGGAAUUAGUUUAUCCAAAGAGUAUACCUUUUCUAGACGUAUUUUAACAGGUUUAGUCUUCAGUUGCAUAGGAGAUGCUCUGCUAGUAUGGCCAAAUUGUUUCAUUGCAGGAAUGUGCAUGUUUGCUAUUGCUCAAAUCAUGUACAUCUAUGCAUUUGGUUUUAAGCCAAUAAAUUUGCUACUUGGUGCUAUAAUGUACACAUUAUGUUCCCUAGUCAUAUGUCUUUUAAUGCCUGGUCUAAGUGGUAUUCUAGUCAUAGGUGUUCCAAUUUAUACAGUGUUAUUAACUACAAUGGCAUGGAGAGCCAUCUCGCGAGUACAAUUUUUUGAGGAAUUAUGGACAUGGACAAAACUAUGCAGCUGUGUUGGCAGUAUAUGCUUUUUAAUAUCUGAUACACUACUUGGAAUCCAUUAUUUUCGUAAUCCAUUACCCUACUCUCAGGUGUCUAUCAUGUUGACAUAUUAUACAGCUCAAUUAGGAAUAGCUUUAAGUGCAGUAGAUUCAAAAAAUAAUUACAAUACAGUUAAUAGUACAAAGCCCGUUAAUAAAAUCAGAAAAUAGAACAGUUAUCUUUUAAAAUGACAAAGAAGAAUAGGUGGCAAUGAAUUUUAGAAGUAUAAAAAUAUUGUUGUUUAAAUUGAUAGAUGUAGAAUAUAUAUCUUCAUUAUCAGAGAUGUUACUUUAUAUGUAGUAAAGUUUUUCUCUCUACUAUAUAAUACUGAUGAUCUAUCACUGCCAAUAAUAUAGGCAUGAAUUUAUCUUCACGCAGUGUCACUUUAGAUAUAAUACUAUAUCACAUAUAUGAUGAAAGAUGUAUUUGAAAAUAUCAGUAUAUUAGUGAAUGUAUCUGGAGAUACUUUUAUCCACUGAAUCGAUGUAACUAAUGCAUCUAUUGUUAUAUCCACAUGCACGUUUGUGUAUGUGUAAUCGUUACAUAUGUUCAUUGUUAUAAUAAUAGCAAAUAUCUGUCUUGACGAGUAAUGCUACUCUUCAUGAGCUUAGUACGAACUAUUCUUAGUUUAAUGACAGUAAACAUCUUUUUAUCCUUUUAAAAAAGUAUAUAGACAUUGCAAAUACUUUCUUCUAGUAAAAUUGUUGUUAUAUAUAUUUUUAUGAAAACAAUGCUUAUUAUUCGAUUAUUGAUACUAACAUAAAGUCAUGAUUUUUCAUGACAAGAUCUCUAUAAUUAUGUAUAUCCGCAUACAAUUUCUUCGGACCAAUACCAAUUGACAUAGUACUGUCUAGUAGACAGUCUGUUACACUUACCUUACACUCAGUGUGUAAUUCCUGCAUGACAUAAUAAUGAAAAGCACUAUAUCACAACUCUAAAUGGUACAAUGAAUCUGUACAUUUUAAAAAGAAUUUUCUAAAAAGAAAUGUAUCAGAUAUUUUGUAUUCUAUAUGGCAACAAAAUUGUGUAAUGUUUGCUCUAUAGACAUGUCUAGAAACGAAAGUAGGACAGAAGAUGAUAGAUUUUCUAUAUAUAAAACUUUAGUUUAUAUAAAGGUGUGAACAGAGAAUAGGACUAAAAAAAUUGAAAAAUUUAUCAUCAAAUGAUAAAUCUAUAAUUAUGAUUUAGCGAAUGACUAAUUUGAGUAGAGUUAUCUCUCAAUAUUCCUAAACAUAUACUAUGUAUAACUAUUAAAUUGUAUUUGGUGCGAAUAUUAUUUGAAGUAUGAAAAAUGAUUUAUAGUGAUUCAACAUUUAUAUGUAUGUACAAUAUUAUAUACGUAUGUAGAACUUAUGUACAUGUAUGUAUGUAUGUAUGUAGUAUUCCUAUAUGUACUCUAGUUCGUAAUUAGUUACUGUGGUGUAAUAUAUUUGUUGAUAUAUCAGAGUAUGUAUAAUAUGUGAUAGAUAAAAUGUAUUUUGAAUAGACAAGAUGGGCAAUAUAUUUUAGUGAUGAUAAAGCAGAAAUACUGCUAAGAUUUCGUACUGUACAAAUCUACGUAUUAAACAAAGUCGUUAGGAUUGUAAUAUACUAUCAUAUAUAUAAUAUACAUAUACAUAUAUGUAUAUAUAUCUAUAUAUUAUAUAGUAAUAUAGCACUGCAGAUUACAAUAUAAUACGACGUUCAUAUCAUCUAUCUUCUCGCUUACUCUUUCACUUCCAACUGCCAUAUAAUAUGUAGUAGAGAAUCAGACACAAUGUCUAAAAAGGUAUAAUAAAGAAGUCUUUGUGAAGAAUUCGUAGAAACUCUUAGUGUCAAAAAUGAAUGCUAUUACGUAUACAAUGUGUUGCACAAUAAAUAUGAUUUCACAAAAUUAA